This is a messenger RNA of Micropterus dolomieu (smallmouth bass), 1668 nucleotides long. RefSeq names its product coiled-coil domain containing 78 (gene ccdc78). The coding region runs from base 1 to 1668 and encodes 555 amino acids. The transcript is spliced from 14 exons. Lineage: Eukaryota; Metazoa; Chordata; Actinopteri; Centrarchiformes; Centrarchidae. The record is from RefSeq and is a predicted model, not a curated record. Gene Ontology annotation, cellular component: cytoplasm.
AUGGAUACACAAAACCACCAGACAACUUUAAAUGAACUUCAGGAGCGACUUCAAGCACAAACAGAAGAAAAUUCGCAGCUGAUUGACAAAAAUGAACGUCUUUUCACCAAAGUGGGCUACCUGGAGAGCAGACUGGGCCACCUGGCCAGCUCCAACACAGAUCUGUCCUGCAGGCUGGUCCAGAGUGAAGAGGAGAAACUGAAGAUAUCUAAGGAGCUUGUGGAGGAAAAGAUUCAGACAAACAAGAUAAGAGAGCAGUUUGAAGAAGAGAAGUUUGAGCUGAAAAACAAGAUAUUGAACCAAGCCGGAGUUAUGACAGAGCUUGAGAUGGAGCGAGACAAGUUAUCCAGGGAACUCCAGUCAGCCGAGGCUCGUCUGAAAGUGGGAGAGAAGAGCUGCCAAGACCUGACGGAGGAGUAUGCCACACUGAAGAAGAACUACCGAGCUCUGGCUGAGGCCCAUGAUAAAGAGCUGGACCAGAGUGAAGAGCUCAGUGCUGAGCUGCUGGCACUGGCCCGGGCCCAGGAGGCCCUCCGUAGGCAGCUGCAAGAACAGCAGCAGAGUGUGAAGACUGCCACCCAUGGCCUGCAUGGUGAGCUGUACAGGGUGCAGGCCUUGAUCAGCCGCAUGUCGCACAAUAGAGUCAAGCUUGAGGAUCUGGCAGCUUUGGACAAGGAGCAAAAAACUCUACAUGGAAACCAAGAUGAGAUCAAAAACAUACUGGAGAAAAUGAAGAACAGCUACGAGGAGCGGCAGAAGAAACUGGAGGAGAAAGUGGUGGCAAUGGGUAAAGAGCACCAGGAGAACAAGAGAGCGAUCCGUAAUAGCCAGCAGGAACUAUCUGAGCAGAGAGCGGCCCUGAUGUGCGCUCAGAGCCAAGUGAAGGAGGCAGACGAAGAGAAUUCAAAGCUGCAGCUCCAAGUCAAAGAGCUGAAUGAGGAAUACCGUGCACGGCUUGUGUGCUAUUUACAGGACUUAGCUGAAUAUGUAGAUGGACUUGGAGAAGGUAAAAGCCCUUCAGAAGCUUCUAAGAUGAGGACAUUUGUGGACAGCAUGCUCCAGGAUGUUCGCUUAUCCUACAGGGCCAGGGAGGAACAGCUUGCCUCUGCUGCUCGCUCCUAUAAGAAGAGACUCCAGAAGAUCACCAAGAUCCAUCAUGCUCUCCUUAUUGCUUAUAGGGUUCAGAGGGAGCAGAUCUUGGCCAAACCAGAGAGCGGUCUUGACCCUGGACCCCCAGAAGCCCACUUCAGCCUGGAGCCCACAGAGCUCAGAGAUGAAACUGAGAGGGAGGUCCAGCACCUUCGCCAGGACAAGGCGAGGCUGGAGGGUCAGCUGCAGGCGGCAUGGGAGCAGGUGGCUGUCCUCAAAAUGCCUGUUCAAAAUUUAAGCUGUCUGGAGCCGGCAAAACUGGAGCAGAUACACGAGGAAUCCUGGUCGGACAUAAGGAAACAGCUGAGGGAGGUCACAGACUCUUCGCUGGUGGGCUUUGAGAAGGAGCGCACCCUUCUCAUCACCAGAGCAACAGUUGCAGAGGCGCAGGUGUCCGAGCUGCAGGACUAUAUUGACAUCCACCUGGGCAGGUAUAAAGAGGAGAUCUCACAUCUUUGCAAACUGCAUGGGAAACAGGAGGCGGUGCGUUCCCAAAGUGCUUAUUCACAACUCCAUUAA